Erythranthe guttata (spotted monkey flower) is the source of this 1810-nucleotide messenger RNA. Its product is annotated as organic cation/carnitine transporter 3. Gene Ontology annotation, cellular component: membrane. Gene Ontology annotation, molecular function: transmembrane transporter activity. The record is from RefSeq and is a predicted model, not a curated record. Lineage: Eukaryota; Viridiplantae; Streptophyta; Magnoliopsida; Lamiales; Phrymaceae. Gene Ontology annotation, biological process: transmembrane transport.
AAUCUUUCGGUCGUUUUAUUCAUCGUCGCCGACCCUACAUCCAUCGAAUAGGUGAGUUUUUCUAGCGGUCGAGUGAGAAAGGUAUGAGUGUUCAAUUUUCGGAGUCAAAUCAACUAAAAAUAAUAAAUUGAAUGAACACUAACCAACAAAUAAUAAAAACAACAUAAUCAUAAAUAAAUAAAUAAGAACAGUUGAGUCAUAAUGGGAAACAAAUGACAGAUCCAAAUCCACUACUCUCACAUACCGAGUCAGCGGCGGCGGCGGCGUCACCAUCGCCACCGCAGCGCCGCUCCCUGGACGAAACGAUCGAACACUGCAUCGGAAACUUCGGGCUGACUCAGUUCCUCCAAUCCACCAUUGCAUCAUUCGCGUGGUUCUUCGACGCACAGCAAACCUUCAUCGCCGUCUUCACCGACGCAGAGCCCAAAUGGAGCUGCAACAUGAAUUCAUCAACCUGCACCACCGCCGCCGCCGAUAUGUGCCGUCUUCCAAAGGGAUCAUGGUCAUGGGAUUCUCCGGCGCAAACCUCCAUCAUUUCCGAGUGGUCCCUCGAGUGCGCCGGCUCGAUCACCACCGGCCUGGGAGCGUCUUCCUUCUUCCUCGGCUGCCUCGCCGGCGGCUUCCUGCUAUCGACGCUAGCCGACUCGUCACUCGGCCGGAAAAAUCUCCUGGUCUUAUCUUGCCUUCUAAUGUCACUAACCGGAUUGUUAACCGCAGUUUCGACCAAUAUAUGGAUGUACGCCGGAUUCAGAUUCCUAAGCGGAUUCGCACGUGCGCCGAUUGGAACGUGCGCUCUGGUCCUCGGAACAGAGCUCGUCGGGAAAAAAUGGAGGGGCAAUGUCGGAAUAAUUGGAUUUAUCUGGUUUACUUUCGGAUUUUUAUCUCUUUCGAUUAUAGCAUUUUUCGUGCAAAAUUCUUCGUGGCGAUUGAUUUAUUUAUGGACUUGUGUUCCUUGUGUUCUCUAUUCCUUGUUGGUUUAUUUCGCCGUCGAAGAAUCGCCGAGGUGGCUUUUCUUCAAAGGGAGGAGGCAGGAAUUUGAGAAAUCUCUCAAAACCCUAGCUUCGCCGGAGAAUCAGAGCAGCCUGACGGAGAGUUUCUUCUGCAACUCCGUCGAUUGGGGUGUGGAGGAGAAGCCACGGGAAUACAAUUUGUUUUCUGCUCUAGGGAUUUUGCUGAAGAGACCGUGGGCUUUCCGGCGGCUGAUUUUGACCGCCGCGGUGGCGUUCGGGCUGGGCUUGAUGUACACCGGCAUGCCGUUGAGCCUGGGCAAUUUGUCGGUGAAUCUGCACCUGAGCGUCGCGGUGAACGCGCUGUCGGAAUUGCCGGCGUCUGUGGCCGCGAUUCUACUCGUCGGGAAAUUGAACAGGAGGGGAUCGAUUUUAGGGCUGGCUGUACUGAGUGGGGUUUGCUCCGCCGCGUGCGCGGCGGCGGUGACGUGGAAGGGUUUGCAGGUAUCGCUGGAGCUGGUGUCCUUUUUCUGCACGUGCGCCGCGUUCGAUGUGUUCAUGAUCUACGCGCUGGAGCUUUUCCCCACGUGCGUGAGGAAUUCGGCGGUGGCCAUGGUGCGGCAGGCGGUAGCGGUCGGCGGAGUUGUGAGUCCGGUGCUGGUGGCCGCCGGAAGAAAGAAUGGGUGGGUUUUCUACGGCGUUUGCGGCGGAAUUGUUUGUGUAAGUGGGUUGUUUGUUGUGUGGCUGCCGGAAACUAGGGGGAGGACGCCGUGCGAUACCAUGGAGGAAGAGGAACUCAAAUUUUGUGUUUAAAAAAUCAUUUUGUUCGACAGCAACCCCUAAGGUAUGGUGAAAUUACGAAA